UAUCAGUCAGCCUUAUAUAAACUCAAGCAGACCGCUGUUCCUCGCUGUCUCUUCGACCGGAAGUUGUUCGCUUAUUCGUUUACCUAGUAUUUUCUAGCGAAAGCAGCAUUUUGCAGUCAUGACUGGAAGGAAGUUUUUCGUCGGUGGCAACUGGAAAAUGAACGGCGAUAAAAAGAGCAUUGAAGAGCUCGCCAAUACAUUGAAUAACGCCAAACUCAACCCAGACACUGAGGUUGUGUGUGGCGCUCCACCCAUCUAUCUCGACUAUGCCAGGUCCAAGCUGAAUCCUAACAUUGAUGUUGCUGCACAGAACUGCUACAAGGUUGCAAAGGGAGCCUUCACUGGAGAGAUCAGCCCUGCGAUGAUUAAGGACUGUGGGGUAAAAUGGGUUAUUCUGGGACACUCUGAGAGACGCCAUGUGUUUGGAGAGAGUGAUGAGCUGAUUGGGCAGAAGGUCGCUCAUGCUCUUGAGAACGGUUUGGGCGUGAUCGCCUGCAUCGGUGAGAAGCUGGAUGAGAGGGAGGCCGGAAUCACGGAGAAGGUUGUUUUUUCACAGACCAAGUUCAUUGCAGAUAACGUGAAGGACUGGAGCAAAGUGGUCCUUGCUUAUGAGCCUGUGUGGGCCAUCGGCACUGGAAAAACUGCAUCCCCCCAGCAGGCUCAGGAGGUGCAUGACAAGCUCAGGCAGUGGAUGAAGGCCAAUGUCUCCGAGGCUGUCGCCAACUCCGUCAGGAUCAUUUAUGGAGGAUCUGUCACUGGAGGGACCUGCAAGGAACUUGCUUCUCAGAAAGAUGUGGACGGCUUCCUGGUGGGCGGCGCUUCCUUGAAACCAGAGUUUAUCGACAUUAUUAAUGCAAAGGCAUAAAGAGAUUAAGCCAUCAUCUACCUAAACUCUAAGGCUUAGGUCUGCUCCCAAAUCCUGCUCUUCUUUAGAAAGUGUUAUUGUGGUUUUGUUGCGGUUUCAUUUUUUUGUAUUAUUAUAAAGGGACAGAUAGACACAUACUGAACACUCAAGGGUUUUAUUCCACAGAAACCCACGCAGCCGAGUGUGUUACUAGCCCUCCUACUAGUGUAGUGAACUACAGGACUGUAAUGAGAACUAUCAUGGGGCUUAGAGCCCACGCCUUUACUUGAAAAAUGUUUACCAACAUUCUUGUGUACACCGUGUCAAAAUUCUAGGACAAAGUCAAUCAACCUCGGAGUCUUUAUAAUUCAAGUGAAACUACUUUCCAUUAAUGUGGUUGUCCUGAUGUUUUCCUGUCCCUCAAAGAGUUUCUCUGAGUGGCCUUUCCCAAAGGUGCUCAUAUGUAAUAACCAAUGUCAUUUGUUAUAAAGGAUAAGACCGAAAUAUUCUAAUAAAUGUUUCAGAAGUGUAGACCUUA
Molecule: messenger RNA, 1382 nt
Organism: Cyprinus carpio (common carp)
Lineage: Eukaryota; Metazoa; Chordata; Actinopteri; Cypriniformes; Cyprinidae
Product: triosephosphate isomerase B
Biological process (GO): glycolytic process; glycerol catabolic process; glyceraldehyde-3-phosphate biosynthetic process
Cellular component (GO): cytosol
Molecular function (GO): triose-phosphate isomerase activity
Source: RefSeq, a predicted model, not a curated record